This is a messenger RNA of Anthonomus grandis grandis, 2834 nucleotides long. RefSeq names its product protein arginine N-methyltransferase 9-like. Gene Ontology annotation, molecular function: protein binding; protein-arginine omega-N monomethyltransferase activity. The record is from RefSeq and is a predicted model, not a curated record. NCBI's taxonomy places the organism in Eukaryota, Metazoa, Arthropoda, Insecta, Coleoptera, Curculionidae. The transcript is spliced from 11 exons. Gene Ontology annotation, biological process: peptidyl-arginine methylation. The coding region runs from base 136 to 2397 and encodes 753 amino acids.
GAAACUCCCGUCUGGGGAUCUACUUCCAAAAUGUUUUUGUUAGUUUCUUCCUAAUUUCUUAAAUUUCUAUUGUCCAAACAAAACACGAAACAAUUUAAGCUGUGUAAUUUCGAGGCUUCAAGCUCACCCCUAGGAAUGUUGGGCUCAUCUGAAUCUCGAGUUCCUAAAAUUUUAUCCCAAAUCUCCUUGAAGCCAAACAAGAUGAAUAGUACCUUCUAUCUGAACAAAGCCAAAGAAUGCUUUAAGAAUAACAAUUAUCCUGAUGCUUAUGAGAAUUUUGUCAAUUACUUUGAUAGUUUGGAUGACCCUUCGACUUCAACACCUGCAGUGCAGCUGGGUUUUACUAAGCUAGUUUGCCGAAUAGGGAUAGUUUUGGAAGAGGCGAAUGAUACUGAAGAGCUGUUAAAGAUAUAUUUGCAAGCCAUUAAUUUUUUUCCUAAUAAUUAUAUUAUCUUGAACAAUUUGGGAGGAUAUUUAUUUAAAAUGGGCCAAAUUGACAUAGCAAGAACAUACCUAGACAAAGCAGUUGCAUGUAGUAAAAAUUAUCUUCCAGCUGAAAAAAAUUUAAUGCAUUGCAAAUGGAGGCAAAUUCCAAGGUGGCAUUUUAAAAUGUUGAAUGAUGUAUGCAGGAAUUCUGCUUAUUAUGAGGCUAUUAAAAAAGUUAUUGGAAGAGGCUACAAAAACGUUAUUGACAUUGGCUCAGGCUGUGGAUUAUUAUCAUUAAUUGCAUCAGAAGAUCCAGAAGCCAGUGUCACUGCUAUAGAAGAAAACAAAACUUUAGCAAAAAUGUGCGAAAAUGUGAUGAAAGAAAAUCACAGGAGUAAUGUAAAAGUUUUAAAUUGCUAUUCAACGAAAUUGACAGAGGCACCUGCACCUUGUAAUCUACUUGUAACUGAAAUUUUCGAUUGUGCAUUGUUUGGAGAGCGGAUGCUCGAAACUUUGUUACAUGCGCACGAAGUACUGAUUACAGAAAAAAAUAAUUUUAAAAUUGUACCAUGUGGGGCCAGAGUAUACGCAGCUGCGAUAAACUACAAUGACUUUCAAAGUUUCCGCGUGACAAACGAAAUUAAGGAGUUGCAUUUGUCGCAAAUGUGUAUAAGACAAGUGGACGCGGAACCUUAUGAAGCGGAAGACUUAUCGAGGAAAAACAUUGAAUAUUUAUCAGUACCUGUGAAAGUAUUUGAUCUUGAUUUUUAUGACGUUUUGGAAAUGAAUGAUUUAGCCAAUGAUGAUCUAAAGGCGUAUUCCAGAUUUAUUGAAUUUGAGUGUCUUGAAGAUUCUACCUUGACCUCAAUCGCAGUCUGGUUUGAAUUGGAUUUAGACGAAGAAAUUACUAUUACCACGGACCCUAGAGUGGAACAGCGGGUAAAAUGUUGGGAACAGGCGGUAUGCCACCUGGUGCACCCUGUCAAAGUUAGUAGAGGUGAGACGGUGCAGUUUGAGGUGGCCCUCGUCGAUAGUCAAUUGAAGUUUUAUCAGAUUACAAAACCUGAUGAAUGUGUGUCAUGUUGGUUAGUAUCGAAAGACGUUGUGUCGUUUUUGAACGAUAAAGUUCUAGUAAAGGAGAUGUUAAAACUUUCGUAUAAGUUUCAGCAGGCUGACUUGGUUAAGAGAAUUGGGGACCUGAAUAAACCAAUAAUGGACCUUAUGCCGUUUCCGCUUUUGGGUUUCACCCUGGCAGCCACCCUACAAGUAAAAUUCUACACGGCGAUCAAAACCGUACCGGAAUUUCAUUACGUCGAUUUUUUUGAUCAUAUCCUGACAAUCAAUAACAUUCCGCAGGGUAAAAUGGUUGUUGUGGAAAAUAAAAUGGGUCACAAUUCGGCCAUGUGUGGCAUACUUAAGUACAUGAAGGAGUGUAAGGCUUGUCUUAUCGAUCCUGUUAGUAGCGACGGAUCGAUCAAUCCUAUCAUACAACUUAAGGAAAAAAUCCGAUCAGAUCAACCGGAUAUUUUUAUGAUGCCUCUUAAAGUCACCGUGAAAAUUGUCCUGAUUUAUUCCGACCAAUUGGAAACGUGGAACGUGGUCAAUGAUCAAAACGUUUUUAACUAUAAAAUCGCUAAGUUUAUGAACGAAUAUACCGGAUAUGAACACCCUGAUUUAGAUUCUGACUUCACGUAUACCGAUUACUCCAAUCCGAUCACGUUCACGGUGGACGAUAAGGAUUACGUGAAGAAAACCCAAAAUAUUUUGGUAACAAAGACCGGCCACAUUAAUGGCUUAUAUACAUGGUACGAGAUGCAGUUUUAUAGUAAUAUCGAUUUUUCGGCUAAAAAUAGUUCACACAUAAAGAAAAGCUGCUAUCUACUAGAACAUCGUCCAGUCGAAUUAGGUGAUUUAUUUAGGGUAGUUAUGCGUAGAGAGGGAACAUACAUCGAUUUUCGCCUCGAAGAAUAAAAACAAACUCUGACUACAACCGAUGGUUUCUGUGUGUCCCUUUUUACUGUGCAACUUGAUUGGUUUUUGGUUAAUCGGUGUAGAUAGUGUAAAUAAGGUUUUCAGAAGUAAUUUAAAUAUUUAUAAUUAACGGAUUUCUUGUUGUAAAUAAGAAUAAGUGUUUUCUAAAGGGUCCUAUUAACAUUCCAUAAGUUUUAACAUAUGCUCGAAAAAUUACGGUAUAACGUGUACAGGGUAGAACAAAAGCACUGAACAGUAUUGAACUAUCAUAUGUCACUUUUUAUGAUUCUUUUUACUAUAUGUUAUUUAAAAAUUACUGAAAUUGUUCUUUUUUGGCUCAUUUAAGUAUUACAUAUAGGUUUUUUAAUGUUUUUGGUAAGGUCACUGUAAUCCUUUUUAAAUCAUCAUUGUGAGAAAAAUAUAUGUUAUUAAGUUUU